Molecule: messenger RNA, 3038 nt
Organism: Cataglyphis hispanica
Lineage: Eukaryota; Metazoa; Arthropoda; Insecta; Hymenoptera; Formicidae
Product: zinc finger CCHC domain-containing protein 8 homolog
Exons: 8
Coding region: 154-2196 (680 amino acids)
Cellular component (GO): catalytic step 2 spliceosome
Molecular function (GO): RNA binding
Source: RefSeq, a predicted model, not a curated record
GAAAAGAGAGGAGUUGGAUGAUUUAAAUAAAUUUUGAAAAAAUUCUGCUCCGAAGAGUCAAGGUCCAUCGCCUUAUCGAUAACAUAUUUUCGCACGAAAAAUUAUCUGGAGAAUUUCUCCUCCAUUUUGCAACAUCGCGCUGCGCAUGCGCAUAUGCCAUUCGUUUUUAGUUUUACUGGCCGUUAUUGUGUCGAUCAAUUUUUGUCUCGGAACGAGCGCGAAAAUCUUAAAGAUUCGAUGAUGACCGUCGAAGACACGGAGUCGGAGACGGAUGUGAUCGAGCUGGAUUCGAGUUGCGAUGCAGAAGUCGUUUGUCUUGACGGCAAUCCGACCUACGAUUCGAAGAACAACGAGAAUUCGUCGGAUCGGGACGACGUCGAUGCAAAAAUCCACGUGACAACUCACUCGUCGAAAGAUUUACAGUCCGUCUCGUCAAAUGACAGUGCUCCGCAGCCCCUUUUUAAGGUUAUGUUUCGCGACGAGAGUGUCUCGAGACAAUAUCGACAACAAAUAAAAGAUUUUUUGCACACUUUAGUGCAAUCAAAACCAUCCCAUGAGCAAGAUAUAAAUUGCUCAAGUUUGAUUUUAGAAAUUUGGGAUAACAAAGAUAAUUCCAAAGAUCAAGAAUCAUUUGUCAAUGUAGAAGAUAAUAGCGCAUUAAAUGAUAGCACAGAAAAAACUGAUACAUGUGAUCUAAUAUUAUCAAUGUUUACAAUUGAUAAAAAACCAAAUUUUAUGAAUGAUUUGGAAGUUCCGACAUAUGGACAAAAAUAUGAGGAUAUUACUGAAGAAUCAGACUCUGUGACAAGAAAAGAUUGCGCGCCAAAAUUAAAUUGCUUCAAUUGUAAUGGAAAUCAUAAUUUGCGAGACUGUCCAUUGCCUAAAAAUCCAAUUAAUAUUAAUAAAAAUCGUAAAGAAUUUGCUAUGAAAAACAAUACAGGAGUUCGGUAUCAUAUGAGUGAGGAUCAAAGAUUUAGUCAUAUGAUUCCUGGUCAGUUAAGCCAUAAACUACGAAAGGCUCUAGGAUUGAAAGACAAUCAACUACCUAAACACAUAUAUAGAAUGAGAUUACUUGGCUACCCUCCAGGGUGGUUGGAAGAAGCGCGCUUGCAACAUUCUGGAUUAUCAUUGUUCAAUUCUGAUGGAGUAGCGGAAGCUGAUCCAAAUGAGGAAGAAGGAGAAAUCAUUACAGAUGUAGAUAAAGAUCAAUAUGACAUAAAAAAAAUAUAUGACUUUCCUGGUUUUAAUGUACCAUGUCCUCCUGGUAUCAUUGAUGAUAGCCAUAAAAAUUGGGUACCAAAAAUACAACCUAUGCAUAGUAAGGAGAUAAUGUUAUUACACUUACAAGGUAAAAAAGCCGAUGAUGGUUAUAAGAGAAAAAAAUUGAGAUUAUCUACACCAAAAAUAAAUACUUUAGAAAUGCCUAGUGAUAUGGAAAUAGAAGAUGCAGGAGGAGACAAUGUUGUGGAAAAUGUGCCCCUUAAUGGACAUUUUAUACCACCAUUACCAACAGAAUCAGUGCCAACGCCACCACCACCACCACCACCAUCUGAAUCAUUUAUAUCAAUAACAGAAGAUUCAGACUCACAAUCACAAGAAUUGCCUUCCACUGAUUCUGUGGGUGAUACAUUCUUGACUGCAAAUUCACCAUCUCUAUCUGACUUAGAAAGUACAAAAAAAACAUUACUGACAGAACUUGAAGAUAAUAGUUCACAAUCCAAUCCUGGUUCCACAGCACUCAAAAAUGAUGUAAACAAUACAUUUGAUAUAUUUUCCAGUAUAGAAGUUAUGUCUCAAUCCAAUUCUCUCUCUUCUAUCUCUCGAGAAUGCUCAAAUACUAACAAAGAUUCUAUGGAGUCACAGUGUCAUCUUGAUGUAUCAUUUAAUAAUGAAUUGGAUAGCAGAUUGAACACAUCAGUUUCCAAUGAAACAACAAUGUAUCAAUGCAGUUCUACUCCAAUUCAAUCUUCUAAAUUUUUAAAUACAAAUCAAAAUUCUGUCAAAUCGGUGCACUUAGGUACACCAAUAUUGCCAAGUACUUCUCCAUAUAAUAAACUACCAUCAUCAGAAAAGUUUUCCAAAGAUAUUUGUGAUGUUAUCAAUUUCGAAAAUUUACCUGACUCGACGGGUAAAUAUAAACAAAUGUCGGGAGUAUUACAAAAAGUGAGAAGUACCAUGGCAAAACUGCAUCAAUAAGCAUAAUUUACAAAGGAACUGAUACAUCAUUUAGUAAGUAUAUCAUAUUUAUAUACAAAAAUUAGAACAAAUAUCUAGGAUUAGGAAUGAAAAUAUUUAAACGUCAUUUAAAAAAGUCAUUUAAAUUUAUUCUAUAUUUUUUUCGUGUCAAAGAAGAUAUGUGAUAUCCUUUUAGAUAUCUUUGGGCAUUUAUAAGUAACAAAUUAAGUGUAUUUGCACGUACACUCAAAGAUCUUAAACACCGGCCUGCUUUCCUCUUAUUUUUUUUUUUCUAAUAAUUGCAACAAACAAAAUUUUUCAUUCUUAAAAAUCCACAAUCUGAAACGGAUUCAUGUCAAUUGCUCAAAGAAUUACGAUUAUACAACUUUUUUAUUUUAAAGACAUCAAGUUUUUAAUAUAUUCCAUCUUAAAACUCUAUAAUAAGUAACUUGAAUCCUUUCAGUAUUUUUGAAAUGCAUAUUUAUUUAGACAAUUCAUUCAAUAAUCUACUACAUGUAAAUAUAUAUAUAUAUAAAAUAAAGUGUAUUUUAUAUAUGUGUACAUAUAUAAGUGUAUAAUAAUGAAGAAACCAAUAUAUAUCGUUAUAUCAUUUUCCAAAAGUACAAAAAUAUAUACAAGAUUUUCAUAGUGCAUCUAUUGUUGAAUCUAAUGAUAUUUAUUUUAUUUUUACAAUGCUUUACAAUUCGGAUUCCAUCCUAUAUAAACAUUAAUCUUAAUCGGAUGCAGAUAAAGUUUGAUUUGUGCAAUGUAUUUUGUAUACAUUGGAGAUGAUAUAAAAUAUUAAUAAUCUGUGAUUGGUAAAACUAAUCUAUAUAUGUAAUAAAAAAAUAUAUUUUAAAAUA